This is a messenger RNA of Octopus sinensis (East Asian common octopus), 1329 nucleotides long. RefSeq lists its product as uncharacterized. The coding region runs from base 1 to 1329 and encodes 442 amino acids. The transcript has 8 exons. Gene Ontology annotation, molecular function: AMP kinase activity; ATP binding. Gene Ontology annotation, biological process: nucleobase-containing compound metabolic process. Gene Ontology annotation, cellular component: cytoplasm; mitochondrion. The record is from RefSeq and is a predicted model, not a curated record. NCBI's taxonomy places the organism in Eukaryota, Metazoa, Mollusca, Cephalopoda, Octopoda, Octopodidae.
AUGGCGAAUAGGAUUUCAGAUCUUGCCACUGAUUUUCAUAAUCAACUCAAGACGAAAAUCAGUUCAUUUAUUACCUCUUCUAUUGUUAUUGACGAGAGUCGUGCCAUUAUGGACGUGGUUCGGUUAGCUAUAUUCAUUCGUGGCGUGGACAAAGAUUUGACGGUCACAGAGAAAUUCCUUGAUUUGAUACUUAUGGUGGACAUCACUACGACAAAUAAAAUAUUCAAAACUCUCGAUGAAUCAAAUUUUACUCGCGUGGCCCCUCCUACUUUCAUUAUAAAAGGAGAGAAAAUGAGUCUUCGGGCAAUUUCUCUUUUAAAAUUUGACUCCAAUCUGGCAGAAAUUCGUUAUAAACUAGUACCCAAAUGUCUUACAGAAGUCGAUUUUUGGAGAAACUAUUUUUAUCGGGUGUGUUUAGUGCAGCAUUCAUUGCAAUUAAAAACAAACAUUCUUUUCCCAAUAGAACAAAUAACUGACAAGGAUGCCAUUACUUCUGACGUUAGAGAAUAUAGCCAAUUAGAUUGCGGGGUAUAUCAAUCCGAAAUACAGAUUUCUUCGGGUGUCUGUGGAAAUAAUGAAAUUUCUGAUAGUUUUUCUGUUAUUGACACCGACACUACUAACAGCUCCAAGUCUAAAAAUUAUAAUGAAGAGUGUAUUUCUAAGGAAAAUGAAGUGGAUGAUACCAUCCUAAGUAGCUGUGAAGAAUCUGAUAUUAAUGACGAAGUCAGAAAAGAGCUAGAAAAAGAAGGCAAUUUAUUAAGAAAAGAAGCAGAAUCAAAUUCAAAAAUUGGCCAAGAAAUUGCCUCAAUUUUGAAUUCAGGAGGCUUAGUUGACGAUAAUUUGAUUUCCGAUCUGGCAUUAAACAUAAUUUGCAGCGAUAAUUGCUCAAAUGGAUUUAUUCUUGAUGGAUUUCCCCGUACCCUGAGACAAGCACAAUUAUUAGAUAGUAAGCUAUCGAAAAUAAAUUGCUCGAUAAAACUUGUUAUUUCGGUUGAGGUUUCCCCAGAGGUAUUAAUUGAUCGCAUUACUGGCCGUCUUUAUCACAAAUCAUCUGGAAGAGUUUAUCAUUUAAAAAAUAAUCCUCCUAAGAAUACAAUGAUCGAUGAUUAUACGAACGAACCAUUGGAACGUAGAUCAGAUGAUUCGGUGCAUGUUCUUAAUAAGAGAUUGGAAAAUUAUAAUGAACAAACGGAGCCUGUAAUCAACUAUUAUCAAAUGAGUAAAUUGGUCAAAAAAAUCGAUGGGAAUCGUUCAAUAAAUGAUCAAACAAUUGAAAUAUUCAACCUAAUCAAAACCACUAGAACUAAUAAUAAUGGAAUUAAUAAUUGA